AUGGAUCCUCGACCGCACCACCCCUCCUACACGACUCGGCCACCUUCACAACCGGUGUUGCACGGUCCUGCGACUCCCUCGAUGUCCUCCUUUCACCCUCCUCAUACCCAUCUGCGGCAAGAAGCUCCCCCACAGCAAACAGGCUUCCGGGACAACAGCUUCUUUCCAAGCAAAGACGAUAGAAAUGGGUUCGCGCAAUCACAAUUACUACAACAGCAUCAAGAAGAGCGGGACAAGAAUUUCAGGAUCGCCGUACAAGCAGAGAAGCUCUAUGGGCAGGGGGCCAAGAUCUCCCAGAUGCAGUGGGAUGAAGCAAGAUUCAUUCUCGAAAGAGACGAGACAGAACAAAGGCGGAGGCAAGAAGUAGCUGAGAGGAUGGCGUAUAACGGCAUAAAUGGUGGAAGACCAGAGUGGACGAGUGCGAGUCCGUCAAGAGCACCUCAAAAUCACUCUGCUACGCUGCAAAACCAUACAUCUGCCUUACCUCCUCCUCCACCCCUCUUCACAGGUCGAUCUAUCCAUGGCCCCGCCUCCCCGCCUUACACUGCCCAGCAGUUACACCAACCCCGCGAUCGCCCUCCUCUCUCCACCAUAGUCCCGCCUACGCGAGAUCUCCCGACACCUACAUCCUCGGUCAAGCCAAGCAGCAUGUCGAUAUCCUCCAUGCUGGGAUCAGAACCUACAAAGCCACGCGAACCGACCACUCACUCUCUCUUGAAUGGUGCAUCUCCCAUUCAUUCCUAUCCACCAACAGCCCUACAUAGCACAGCCACUUCACCUACAAAGCCCUCAUAUAGCAAUAUGACAAGACAACAAGUCUCUCCAGAGGGACCGAAUUACAUGUUGGGGGCGAAAAAUCGGUUCCGCGCAGAUUCUGGAGGCUACCCGCUGGGCGCAAGAUCUUCCAUCAGAUCGGACUCUCCGCUCCAGCGACAAUAUCAAUCAAGUGAGAUGACCCAGGUGUCUCCCAGAUCUGAUCAGGGCGCCGUACAAGAGUGGCCGGUUAGACAAGAAAGACGCUCGGAUCCAGAUCGGCUGUCGGGCCGGCCUACCAGCCAACCGAGCGGACAAUACGAUUCAAUAGAAGAGAUCAACAGGAGGCAUGCAGAUUUGAACGCGCGACCACCCUCUUUGCACAAGCAAGAACCUCAGAAGGACUAUCAUAGCCAUCGAUCAGAUCAGGGACAACGCUCCUCGUAUAACUUCUUGAAUCGGCAGUCCCAUCCAAACAAAUCAGAUGGACAAGAACAACCGCGAAGAGUGAAUCAUGAAACACCCAAUGAUCGCGCUCAACCUUCAAAGUAUCCCUUCUUAUCAGCAUCAAGUGGUCCGCAGCUCCAGGCCCGUGCCCCAUCGCCACAAAACAGUUUCCAUAAAGCAUCAGACCAAAGACAAGCCGACGUACAAAAAGGGCCAAUGGGACCUGAUGCAUUGCGUCGCAUUCGGGAUGAACGAUUGGGCAACGUGCCAAGCCUGACGCAAAGGACUUUGAGCGAACCAAGACCGAAUUUCAUGGAGACCUUGGAAGGGAAAGAGCGCAAAGACGAACAAAGAUUUCAUCCGACUGUUUUGGAGAUGGAAAGGUCCGAAAGUUUCGACGGUGUGAUGCCUUCAGCGAAAGACGGUGAACACUCUCACCGGAAAUCACUAGCGAUCCUGCUUGAAAACCACCGGCGCGCGGGCCGUGUGUCGCCGCUACCACAGCCUGUUCAUGGAGCUCAAAGCCGCACAAAUGGACCCUCACGUGACCCUGGUAUCAAGAACGAGUUCUCCAAGGUGUUCAUGGGCGUUGGAAGUGGCGCUGGACUUGGUGGAAGCGGGGCCUCCACACCAUUUCCGCCAAGCCCUAAACAAAACGAUGAUCAGCGUCUUCCUGGUGGGCAUCGCGUGGAUUUGGAGAUGUCGAGAUCGAGGAAUGGAUCAAGAAUGGGCAAACGGCGAAAGAUUAAUGAUGAAAGUAAAGACGCAGAUGCUACAAUGACAAAUGGAGGUGGUGAUAAGGCGAAAAGGACGCGACAUCACCACCAUCAUGCUGCACAUCAUCAUCACCAUCACCAUCAAGCCGGUACUCCAGUCCGUGUAAUGGGCGAUCCUAACGCAUCACACCAUCACCAUCACCACCAUCACGACGGCACAAUCCACUACCACCCCUCCCACUCCCACAGCAAGCCCUCCUCCACAGCUCCCCAACUCAGACAAGCUCCAUCUCUACCUCCCCGCCUCCCAAAAACCACAAUCGACAACACGAGCCUCUUAAAAGAUAUCUCCCACCUCCCACGCCGCCAUCUCGGCUCCGUCCUCUACGCCCCUUCAGUCGAAUCCCUCACCUCCUCCCCACCCAACCUCACAAACGAUUCAAAACUCCCCUUCGCAACCUCCGGCUUCUCCCUCCCCAAGACUCUGCACCUAGAAGUCCACGCAAACUGCACCCUCCACGUCCGCAUCCCGGCUCUCUACCUCACCCCUCGCGAGCGGCAGGCCGUAUGCGCUCGCGCCGCCCUGUGGGGCAGCGGGGUCUACACCGACGAUUCGGACCCUCUUGCCUCCGCCAUCCAUUCCGGCAAGAUCCUCGGCGCGUGGGAGCAGGACGUCGACGCCUCCCUCAUCUCGCCCGCCGAAACCGAGGAGGUACCACAGGAGCCGGAAAAGAGCAAAGCAGCAAUAUUGACGUUGUUGAUAGUGCCGCCUCUGGACAGAUACACAGGCACGAUCAGGUAUGGGGUGAAAAGCAGAGAUUGGGGCCGUGAUCAUCAGGGCGCGAGUUUUCUCGUAAAGGAGAUUCGGUGGGUUGAUGAUACUAGGGCUGUGGAUGAGGAGAGGGGCGUUAAGGCGAAGAGGGAACGGGUUGGGAGAGUGGUUAGGAUGGCGAGUGGACGGCUGCGAGGGAGGGAGAUCGCAUUGAAAGGAUGGGGGGUCGCGGGUGGGGGUGGGAAGGAAGUUGUCGUCGGAGGAUCUGUAUAA
Bacidia gigantensis is the source of this 2961-nucleotide messenger RNA. RefSeq lists its product as uncharacterized. The transcript is spliced from 3 exons. Bases 1 to 2961 code for a protein of 986 amino acids. Lineage: Eukaryota; Fungi; Ascomycota; Lecanoromycetes; Lecanorales; Ramalinaceae. The record is from RefSeq and is a predicted model, not a curated record.